AUGAGUCAACCCGCUUGGGCUGUGGUCAUGGACCUUCCUAAUGAAUCAGUGUGGGUUGCAGAGGCUGAGAGCGCAUACUGCAUCAAGCGCAUUACACUAAGCAUAACGAACCCCGAGGUCGAGGACCAGGAUCUCCUCACCCUCGAGAUCUUUCCCGAUAUGCCCAUGUCCACACUCCGCGAAGCCAUCCAAGCCGAGACCAACAUCGCACCCACCUCCCAACACCUCUACCACAACGGUCGCUUGAUCCAAGAUGACACUCAGACGAUGGAACAGUUGCAGAUUGCCGACGGCGAGAUGUUGGCGCUACACGUGAGGGACAUGCAAGGAACCACUGGCUUGCCGGACCAGAGCAGAAGGGCACCGCAGCAGCGCCGGCGACCAGGAGGACAAGACCCAGAGCUCAUUCGCCUUCAGAUCCUGGGCGAUCCAAACUUACGUGCCGAAGCCACCCGCCAGCAGCCCCAGCUCGCCGCCGUUCUCGAUGAUCCCCAGAGAUUUGCCCAGCUUUUCAACCAGAGCUACGACCGUGAGCAGCGGGAACGCGAAGAGCGGCAGAGGCAGAUUGCCCGUCUGAACGAGGACCCCUUUGACAUCGAGGCUCAGCAGAAGAUUGAAGAGAUGAUUCGUCAAGAGAGAGUCAUGGAAAACCUCCAAAACGCCAUGGAGCACAACCCUGAAGUAUUCGGACGAGUGCACAUGCUGUAUGUCGAUGUCGAGGUGAACGGCCACAGAGUAAAGGCGUUGGUCGAUUCUGGAGCACAGGCAACCAUCAUGUCCCCUUCAUGUGCCGAAGCCUGCGGUAUCAUGAGACUCGUAGACAAGCGGUUUGCGGGUGUGGCUCGUGGUGUAGGCACAGCCAACAUCAUCGGACGCGUACACUCUGCCCAGAUCAAGGUCGGCACCAUGUUCCUGCCUUGCAGUUUCACCGUCAUGGAGGGCAAGCAGGUCGAGCUUCUCCUUGGCCUCGACAUGCUUAAGCGCUACCAAGCCAGCAUUGACUUGGCCAAGGACAAGCUGAUCAUUCAGGGCGAGGAGGUGUCGUUCUUGGGCGAAGCGGAGAUUCCCAAGGAGAGCGAGGAGGCUCUGGAGGAAGAACCCAGAUUACCUGGCCCAGCUGGAACGACCAUUGGUCAGCGCUCCGGUGUUGUCAGUGGUCCCGAAGGCGCUGCUGCCGCCGCGCCGACGCAGCAAACCCUUCCACAAGGUCGGCCAGCACCUCAGCAGCAGCAGCAGCAGCCAGCGGCGCCAACUUUCCCGGAAGAGCAUAUCAACCAGCUCAUGGCUCUGGGUUUCCCUCGUGAAGCGGCGAUCAAUGCUUUGCAAGCUACAGGUGGCAAUGUCGAGUUCGCAGCCGGUCUCUUAUUCGGGGCAUAG
Messenger RNA from Colletotrichum abscissum, 1377 nucleotides. Its product is annotated as DNA damage-inducible protein 1. The coding region runs from base 1 to 1377 and encodes 458 amino acids. The transcript has 3 exons. Gene Ontology annotation, molecular function: aspartic-type endopeptidase activity; protein binding. Gene Ontology annotation, biological process: proteolysis. Lineage: Eukaryota; Fungi; Ascomycota; Sordariomycetes; Glomerellales; Glomerellaceae. The record is from RefSeq and is a predicted model, not a curated record.